This is a messenger RNA of Coffea eugenioides, 1816 nucleotides long. RefSeq lists its product as uncharacterized. The record is from RefSeq and is a predicted model, not a curated record. NCBI's taxonomy places the organism in Eukaryota, Viridiplantae, Streptophyta, Magnoliopsida, Gentianales, Rubiaceae. The transcript has 9 exons. The coding region runs from base 383 to 1486 and encodes 367 amino acids.
UAUUAUGCUUCUUCUUAUCCCCUAACACACUUCUGCUUCUUCAGACCAAACCCCUCUUCUUCUUCUUCUUCUUCUUCUUCUUCAUUUUCUAAGGCCCUCAUCCUUCAGAUUCCUUUUUUUUUUUUUUUUGAUUGUUCUUUGAAAUUUAAGUUUGUUUGAAUUGAGAAUUCUACUGCCAGCUGGGGUCGGAAAGAACCCUUUUAGUUUCUUGAAUGAAGGAGCUUCAAAAUUAAUUCUUUGGGUACAAAGUGCUUCAAGUAGUUGUUCCUGAUCCAUUAGAAGCAACUAACUUGUUGUACUGGUGAACUCAGAAAACUUUUACAACUUAUAUUAAGAUGCUGGGGCUUUAUGGAGAGAUGUUGUCAACUUAGAAUUAGUUAAGAUGAAAAACUCGCAGGAUUCUCCAAAUGCACAAGAAUUACAACCUUCAACCCAGAUGUCACAGGAGUCCCAAAAUGACCAACAGAAUAAUGCAACAGAAGCUCCUAUAGCAGAUUCAGGUUCAGUUUCAGUGUCCAGUAGUGAUGGGAGGAAGGUUCAACGUCAGGACAUUGAACUUGUCCAGAACUUAAUAGAACGUUGCCUUCAGUUGUACAUGAAUAGAGAUGAAGUGGUGAAAACACUUCUGACUCGUGCAAGGAUAGAUCCUGGCUUUACAACUUUGGUAUGGCAGAAGUUGGAAGAAGAGAAUGCUGAUUUUUUUCGGGCCUAUUACAUCAGGCUUAAAUUGAAGAAACAGAUAACCUUGUUCAAUCACUUGCUCGUUCAUCAGUUUAAUCUCAUGAAGUAUCCUCCACCUCCAAAAAUUCCGUUGGCUCCUAUACAGAAUGGGAUUCAUCCCAUGCCAGGCAACACAUUACCAAUGGGAUACCCUGUCUUACAACCGCCUCCAGUGUCAGUUACUGGUCAACCUCAUCUUGACCCAAUGGCCUGUGGAAUAUCUAGCCCUCAUGGGGUUAAUGGCGUGCCUGCACCAGGCAACUUCCAUCCCAUGCGGAUAAAUGCUGGAAAUGAGAUGGUCAUGGACAGCGGGGCUGCGGAUGUACCAGCUGCUAUCGCACCAAGUAGUGCGAUGUCAUCAAUGUCAGAGAUGCCUGUAAGCCCUACUUCAGUAGCAUCCAGUGGCCAUUUUCCCUUCACGGCAUCGGAAAUGUCAGGAAUGGGAGUUGAUACAUCAGCACUUGAUACGGCAUUUACAUCUGAUGUGGCAAGUUCAGUUGGAUUGCAACUUCCUCAAGAUAACGGAAACGGAAAUUCAAGAGAUUCUCUUAGAUCGUUGGCUCAGAUCCCCUGGAACUUCAGCCUUUCGGACUUAACAGCAGAUUUGUCAAACUUAGGAGAUUUAGGACCUCUUGGAAAUUAUCCUGGUUCCCCCUUUUUGCCAUCCGAUUCUGAUAUUUUGCUUGAUUCUCCUGAGCAAGAGGAUAUAGUGGAGGAGUUUUUUGUUGAUGUACAACCAUCUCAAUCGGAUGAAGAGAGGUCCUAGAUUGAGUUAGGUGAGGCACAUCAACUGACUAGAACGUAGAAAUUCAGUUGUAGGAAUAAGAGGUUCUGUACAAUAACAGUUGAGACCUUGGUACUGGAAACACUUGUAUCUUUAAUUGGCAUUUAAGUAUAUAGUUAUUGACAAAAUUUGUCAUCGUAGCUUUUCAGCAGUGUAGUUUAGAAUCAGUGUUGUGGUUUUGCAAAACUGUGUCGGGUUUCAUCUCAUAUAUAGUUUCAAGUUUAUAUUCUGGACAGUGCUAAAUCAGACAGAACGAGAUCUUAUCCUGUACUUGCUGACUGUUUGGUCUAAUUCUUGUAAAUUUAUGUUUGA